CGCCGGAGCCUCUAGGCCACCGGACACGGACGCCGGAAGUGGCGAAGGCGGGGUCUGCGCUGCCGGGUGAGAUCGUAGGCCAGCGAAGAUGCUGCUGGAGUUGUCUGAGGAGCAUAAGGAGCACCUGGCCUUCCUGCCUCAAGUGGACAGCGCGGUGGUCGCCGAGUUUGGGAGGAUUGCUGUGGAAUUCCUGAGGCGCGGCGCAAACCCAAAAAUCUACGAAGGCGCCGCCAGAAAACUCAAUGUGAGUAGUGACACUGUCCAGCAUGGUGUGGAAGGAUUAACGUAUCUCCUCACUGAGAGCUCAAAGCUCAUGAUUUCUGAACUGGAUUUUCAAGACUCUGUUUUUGUUCUGGGAUUCUCUGAAGAAUUAAACAAAUUGUUGCUUCAGCUUUAUCUGGACAACAGAAAAGAGAUCAGAACUAUUCUCAGUGAAUUGGCACCAAGCCUUCCCAGUUAUCAUAAUCUUGAAUGGCGACUAGAUGUACAGCUUGCAAGUAGAAGUCUCAGGCAACAGAUUAAACCAGCAGUGACUAUAAAGCUACACCUUAGUCAAAAUGGAGAUCACAACACCAAAGUUCUACAAACAGACCCAGCCACCCUGCUCCAUUUGGUUCAACAACUGGAACAAGCAUUGGAAGAGAUGAAGACAAACCACUGUAGGAGAGUUGUUCGCAACAUCAAGUAGUGCCAGUUUUAAGUUAUCAUAUCCUCUGUUGCAGAAGAGUCUGUCCAGCAACCAAAAGGGGAAAUAACACAAAAAAAGAUUUUGCCUUUUCUCACCAACCAUAUGAGACCUUUUAACUUUUUAAAUUUUUUUACUCUGCUCAGUUAACACUGAGCUACAAACUAUCCACUUAUGCAUGGCAUUAUAUUGAUAACAAAACACAUUUUGAAACCUUUUCUGGCUUUUUUACAUGGUACAGAUUCAGUUUUGUUAAAUAGUAAGUGCUUAGAGUGAUCCAUAUUGUGUGUUGAACAAAGGAUAAAGUUCUAAUCUCAGAAUUUAGAAUCGUCUAGGGCCAGUCCAUCUGCUAAAACAGUUUAAUCCAUAAGCUCAUUAGGCUGCAGAAAGGAAUCUCCUGAGAGAGUUAUUCUGAAGAAGGGAAGUUCCUCUGGUCUGGCGUCUGCUAGAAUUGCUUUUCCUUGUAACUCUACCUUCUUCUGGAAGGCAGAAAACUAACAUGAUUCAAUGGCUACAGCUGUAGAAGUGUGCAGAGAAAAGGUUAAAUCAUUAUAGAAUACUGAAGAAUACUUUCACUGAAAUUAUCCUUACUCUUUUUCCAUUGAAGUGGGGUCCCCUGAGGUAACCAGAGGUGUGAUGGGAAAAGCAAAUCAAAUUCUUUUUUACCUGCAUGCCAAUGUUGUGAUUGUCAUAAGUCCAAUGAGAAGUGGAUGCCUGUGGUUUUUUAGGAAUGUGCUUAGUUCACAGAAUCAAAAGGGUUCUCAGUUAACUCAAAGACUAAAAACACACAGAUUAAAAUUCAGAGAAUGAGGAAAAGAAAAUCCAGGGAAGUCUGAGUUUCAUUGGAGCAAGUAUAGAUGGUUAGAAUAUGAUUUCCUGGCAUGGUCUGAAAACUGUAUUCUUUCAUUCCAAAUAAAUAAAUAAAUUCUUACAAUGAUCAAGCAAGUUUAGGUGCUGCACCGUAAUAAAAUGGCUUGAUUUGCAGCUGAGACUUGGCACAAUUCAUAGACUAAAAGAAGAGCUUAAGAAAAGCUGCAGGCAAUUUUUUUUUAGUACCCUGGGGGGGGAAAUGAGCAAUUCCCCAUGUACUUUUCAAAAAGGCAAAAAUUAUUUAUCUCCUGGAAUGAGCAAUGUAAUUAAAACCUUUUUUUCCCCUAUGUUUAGUCUUUCAAGAAUACAAUUACUGGGUAUUCUUUUCUAUACUUGUUUCAUCCACUCUUUGUUUUUGCCAAGAGAUAAAUACUAAAUUUCGUGCCUUUCUUAGGCCCUUAAAACAAUUUAUUUUCAUGCCAAACCUCUCAUUAAGCCUCCUCCCUUUCUUUUAAGAAAUUGUUUUUUAUUGAGAUAUAAUUCACAUAAAAUUUACCCUUUCAAAAUGUACAGUUCAGUGGCUUUUAGGAUGUUCACAAAGUUGUGUAACCAUUAGCACUAUCUGAUUACAGAACAUUUUCAUCAUACCCAAAAGAAACCUGUAAUUAUUAGCAGUCACUCUUCAUUUUCCCCUCUCCUAGCAACCACUAAUCUACUUUCAGUGGAUUUGCCUAUUCUGAAUGUUUCAUAUAAGUUAUUUUAUAACAUAUAACUUAAAUAACUUAAAUUCCUUAUGUUAUAUAAGGAAUUAUAUAACAUAUGUUCUUUUGUGUCUGGCAUCUUUUACUUAGCAUGAUGUUUUCAAGGUUCAUCCAUGUUGUAGCAUGUAUCAGUAUUUCAUAUCCUUUAUGAUUGAAUAAGAUUCCAUUCUGUGGAUACUCCUUUUCACAGUAUUUUAAACAAGCCUUUUUAUUGGUCUUUGUGAUUAUAAUAUGUUGCAGUUUAUUUUAUGUUCAUAAAAGAACUUCUAGCAGAUUUAGUGAUAUAUUUUCUAUAAUUAUGGUUUUUUAUAAUUUUCUUCCCAGUGUGGUGGCUCAGGCUUGUAAUCCCAGCACUUUGGGAGGCCAAGACAGACAGAUCACUUGAGGCAAGGAGUUUGAGACCAGCCUGGCCAACAUGGUGAAACCCUGACUCUACUAAAAAUACAAAAAAUUAGCCGGGUGUGGAGGCAGGCACUUGUAAUCUCAGCUAAUCAGGAAGCUGAGGCAGGAGAAUCUCUUGAACCUGGGAGGCGGCGGUUGCUGUGAGCCGAGAUCACGCCAUUGUACUCCAGCCUGGGCAACAAGAGUGAAACUCAUCUCAAAAAAAAUAAUAGAAUUACCUUCCCAGAUACAAGUUGGAAGCAUCUGAGAGCGACCUCUUCUUAGCUAGUUAUUAGAAGAGUUGUUUUCCAGUGGAUUGUGUUUUGUUUUUAGCCUUAUUCAAAAGUUAUACCAGCUAUGAAGUUAGAUGAAUUCUUGAAGAGAUUUAGCUACAAUCAGCUGUAAAGAAAAUUAGACCAGUUUUACAGUCAGUCUCCAUAUCUCAGUUUCACAUACAUGUAUUCAACUAACCACAGAUCAAAGGUAUUCAGAAAUAUAAAACUAUAACAAUAAAAAUAAUGCAAACACUUUAAAAUGUAGUAUAACAACUAUUUAGAUAUUACAAGUAGUCUAGAGAUGACUUCAAGUAUAGGGAAGGAUGUGCAUAGGUUAUGUGCAAACACAAUGCUCCUUGAUUUAUGAUGGGUUUACCUUUAGAAAUUUUCUUUUUCUUGCUUGCUUUUCUUUUUUUUGAGAAAAUGUCUUGCUCUGUUGCCCAGGCUGGAGUGCAAUGGCAUGAUCUCGGCUCACUGCAACCUCCGCCUCCCUGAUUCAAGCUAUCUGGGAUUACAGGCGUGCACCACCACAUUCGGCUAAUUUUUUGUAUCUUUAAUAGAGACGGGGUUUCUCCAUGUUGGCCAGGCUGGUCUCAAACUCCUGACCUCAGGUGAUCCACCCACCUCAGCCUCCCAAAGUGCUGGGAUUACAAACGUGAGCCACUGUGCCUGGCCCAUCUUUUCAAUAUUUUUCUAUUUAUGAUGAGUUUAUCCAGAUGUAGUCCCCUCGUAAAGACCAUAUUAAAUGUAUGUAUUACCAUCCUAAAGUCAAAAAAUCGCAAGUUGAACAAUUAAAAGUUGAGGACUUUCUGUACUACACCAUUUUAUGUAAGGGACUUGAACAUCCACAGAUUUUGGUAUCUUCAGGAGUCCUGGAACCAAUCCCCUGUGGAUACCAGGGAAAAACUGUAUAUCUUUUUAAUUUUAACUUAAAAUAUUUCCUACUAAAAUGAGAGAUGUUCUGUGGGCAUUUGGCAGAUUUAGAAAAGAUAGGAAAGCAACUAAGGAUUUAUGUCUUCCUAUAGUCAUCUAGUGUUUUUCAAAUUAGAAAGGUAAAAACCAUUAAAAAUUUAUUUGUCUAUAGUGGAAUGGAGAAAAGGGCAUUUGCUGUUCCAUAAGUCCAUGCCUCAGAAUAUUCUAAACUAAUUUUGAAAUAGCCACAUCAGAAGGUCUUUAGGACACUGCUCCCCAGAUGGUGCAGCUGCUUCAGCCACUGACUUCCAAGGUUCAUAAGCUAUUGGAGGAAAUGGAAAGCUACAUAAACAUCAUCAGUUCAGAGUGCGUUAGGCAGAUGAAGAGCUACAACAAAUAAGGACCUCUGCAUUUGUAAGAGAGGGACCCAGCUCUGCAUUUAUAAGAAAGGGACCCAUUAGUUUUCACUAGGGACAUCGAGAAGAUGCUUUUUUUAACUGAUCAUUUUGCUGUUUUGAUUACACCCCAGUUUACAUGUGUGGAAUAUUCUCUUCUAAGUUGGCUGUAGUUCAAUGGGACUAUCAGACAUGGGGCCGUGCUCUCUGCUAUCCAUACUGAGGCUAUAAAUCUCUCCUGGAACUCUGAAAUCCUUGGACUUAAAGAGAAUGGUUGACACAAAUUCAUUUUAGUGGCCUGGCCAGGUGUUUGAUGGCCUGUUACACGGCCUCAUGGAUCUGCUCCUAUUCUUGUCCUUUAUGGAUCAGGUCUUAGGUCUGUCCCUUGAUUCUGCAGAGUACCUAAUGCAUUUCUAGUAAAUUCAUUCUCUGCUUAGGUUAUGGUCUUAGGGUCUAACCCUAAAUGCUAUCGAGUGUAACAAUACAGUUACAUUAAUUUUAUAAAAUUGCUUACAUUAUUACACAAAUGGAAUUUUUUAAAAAUAGCUCCGCAAAUUGUCGUGUAUCUAAAAGUUAUUUUUUUAGGAUAAACAUAUAUAUUGGCUGCAACAAACUUAGAGUUAAGAUCUCAUGGUGUGAGACAAGAUUCAAAAUAUACAACAUUAAUGACCAUUUUUCUUUAAUGCAGUAGUCCUAUUUGCUUUCUAUACCUUCUUCAUCAUAUUUAUAAAUUCUUAUCUCCAUAAAUUAUUUAAAACAUUAAAUAAUCAUCGAAUGAAACAGUACCUAAAAUAGUACGUGGCACAGAGUAGUUAAAUUAAUGAACAAGUGAAUGAGUAAAUAAGAGUGAUGAGUGAAUAGUACAUGCAAUAUACUCUGUGCAUGGGCUGCUGAGCUCUACAGGGGAACAUAAGCAAAACCACAGAGAUUAUCAAGUUUAUACAUUCAUUGUCAUCAAUCUCAAUUAAACCCUUAACACUGGCUGUCUGUUUCCCUAGUCAGCUGUCUCCCGUUUUCAACAACUAUUUCAAAACUUCUCCACUCGCCUUAAACCUCCAGUCCACCCAGCACCCCUUCUCAUUCUUAGUAGAUGACUCUUUUCUUCUUCACGGAACGAACAGAGGUGACCAGACAGGAAUUCUCCCCUCUUUUGGUCACCAAGUUUACAAUUCUCCCUAUUCCCUGCUCUAAUAGUCCUUUUCCUCUCCCAUUCCAGUAGCCAUUCCUCACAUUUCUGGAUCCCAUUCUUUUCUGACACUUUUGUGACUUUUACUUAUUCAUCUUCCUCAUUUCUUAUGUUAAAAAGUGAGUAUUUUUAAGUCUAUUUCAUCUCAAUGUCCUUUGGUUCACAUCCCUGUUCAGUUACCAUACACCUUCCCUAUUCUCUAUUUCAGUAACUCCUUGAAAAAAUUCACCUUCCUUUCCAUACCAACCUUGGUAACAUUUUCAGGAACUUCCAUGUCGCUAAAUCCAAUACAUACUUUUCAGUCCUCAUUUUAAUGUACCCAUCUCCAUCCUUUGUUUUCUUAUUUUCUUUUUUUUCCCUCUAGUAUUCUCCCCUACCCUAUUAUGUUCUUUUUUGUCGCUCUGCUAUUUUGCAUCCUACAACUCUAGCACUGUAUUAUUAUUCUUUGCAGCACUCUCCUCUAUGCUCCUCUUAGUUAUAAGUGUUCCCCAGAGCUUCAUCCUAAGCCAUUUCUCUCCACACAUUUAUGCUAGGUAGUUUGGCUUAUUCCCUAGGCUUUAAUUAACAUCGGUUUGCUGAUAACUAUCAACUGUAGAUGUUUGGCCCAUAUUGCUCUCCUGAGUUUGAGACAGAUGUACUUACUACAUAUCUGCACUUAAAUGUCCGACAGGUACUUCAUACUCAAAAUAAACAAAAUUCGGCAGAAGUGUCCUUCUUUCCU
This is a messenger RNA of Callithrix jacchus (white-tufted-ear marmoset), 6126 nucleotides long. RefSeq names its product COMM domain containing 2 (gene COMMD2). Lineage: Eukaryota; Metazoa; Chordata; Mammalia; Primates; Cebidae. The record is from RefSeq and is a predicted model, not a curated record.